AUGAUUCCACUGCAACAUAUUACUUUAUAUAAAAAUGAUUUAGGCUAUUUUGAAAGAACUAGUGAAGUUCAAAAAGAUAAGUCAAAAUUCAUUUUACAAAUUCCAGAUGUUAACAAAAAAUUGGUAAUUGAUACAUUGUGCGUUAAUUAUCCAAAACCGGUUACUGUUAACUAUGAUGUGGAAGCACAUGAAAAACUUUUAUUGGAAAAUUCUGAAGAAGGUCUAUACAAUUUUGUUCAAACAUCAAGUUUUGCAGAAUUUUUAACAUCAUGUAUUGGUUGCGAAAUCGAAUUCACAAUAAACAAACAAACUUUAUCUGGUACCAUUAUACUAUUAGAUAAAAAAACGUCAACUGUAACAUUAGAACGAUCACAGGAUACAAUUGAAUCAUCAAAGUCAACACUUUAUGUUAUGUUAUCUACUGAUCAAUCUAUUCAUAGUUUUGAAUUAGAUACUAUUGAAUCAAUUAAAUUUACAAAUACUUAUUUACAAGAUCAACUUAUGAAAAUGUUAACCAAAUUGUCAAAAAGUCGAAAUCCAACGCCAAAAGUAUCGAAUAACGUUAAAAUUUAUUUUAAUAUUGAUCAAUUAUCAUCAACAGUAGGUGAAAACAUUCGAAUAUCCUACAUUUUUCCUACCGUUGAAUGGAAGUGUUUAUAUCGUUUGGAAAUUGAUUCCGAUAAAACAUCGGCUACAAAGAUGCCAUCUGCCAAAGUAAAUUUAACAUUAUUUGCUCUAGUCAAAAAUACAACAGAUGAAGACUGGACAAAUGUUUUAUUAAGUUUAGUGGCCAAUGAAUUAGAAAUAUUAAAAAAUAAUAAGCAAACACCAGCGAAUGCUCAAACAGCAACGUCUGGAAGACGAGGCGGAGAUGAAUCAACUGGAUCAUCAUAUCAAGUUUUUCUUAAAACAUUGACUGGAAAAACAGUGACAUUAGAUGCUGAAGCAUCGGAUUCAAUUGCAAACAUCAAACAAAAAAUUCAAGAUAAAGAAGGUAUACCACCAGAUCAACAACGUCUAAUAUUUGCUGGAAAACAACUGGAAGAUGGUAGAACGCUGGCAGAUUACAAUAUACAAAAGGAAUCUACUCUGCAUUUGGUUUUGCGUUUACGCGGUGGUCCUCCAGAAUCUCAUCCUAAACAACAUAAAUCUCAACAAGUAGCCAGUAAUGAUGAUGAUUAUGAAUCAUUGGAUGCCUCACAAAUGAGUGGCCUAGCUGAACAUGUCCUUUAUAAUUUACCAUCAUUGACAACCAUACCGGCUAAACAAAGUGCUUUGGUAACAAUUGAUAAAUGGCGUGUACAUGGUGAAUUAGUAUUGUACUAUGAUCCAAAAGUGAAUGAUUUAAAUGCCAUUCGAGCUGUUCAUUUAACAAAUGAUACAGGCUCAGUAUUAGCACCCGGAUCCAUCGGUGUAUUGGAAGAAGGUCGUUUUGUUUCACAAUGUCAAUUUACGCCCAUGUUGGUAAAAGAUGACCAAUUAAUUAAUUACGGAUUAGAUACAACUAUAUCCAUUACAAAAACUGUGCCAUCAAGUUUACAAGAAGUUAAUAUUCAACAUGUUGAAAUUAUCUAUUCUCAAUCGGAUAACAGUUCAUUAGCUACCAUUCCUAUCGGUAUAGAAUUUCAUCAAAAUCAUACUAAACGAACAAAAUAUGUCAUUAAAAAUAAUUCGGCUGACAGACGCGUAGAAAAAUUUUAUAUUGAUCAUAGUGCCGAUGUCUCAUUAGGUGGUUGGGUUAUUACAACUAAAGAAAAUUGUAUUAAAUCCGUGAUGGGUUUCUCUCGAUAUCAAUUGAGUUUAGAUUCUCAACAAGAAGUUGAGUUAGUAGUCGCAGAACAAGCAACAAGUACAAAAUUUUUAACUGGUUUAACUGAUUUAGAUACAUUCUUGAAAAAGCAAGUGAUAGAAUUACUACAAUUGAACAUUUUAGAUAAAGCAACAAUGGAAAUGAUACAACGUAUUUCAAAAUGUAAAUAUAUUGAUCAGGCACUUGAUUAUAUGAUUAGAAAUGGUGUUGAGGGAUCAGAAAUAUCAGAAACAAUUAUACAUGAUUGGAAAACAAAGGAAUUACUACCAAAAUUAUUGUUAGAUAAAGUAAUAGCAUUACAAGAUAUGCAAACACAUUUGACAGACUUAAAUCAACAAAUUGAAUAUCUUAAUUCACAUAUUAAAUCUAUAUUUACUAAUCAAGAAAGAUUAAGAGAAAAUAUUAAAUCAUUAGAAAAAAUUAAUACAUCCGAUUUACUUAAUCGAUAUUUGAAAGAUUUAAAUAUGGAAGAAGAUGAUUUAGCUCAAACACGAAAAGAAUUAAAGGCAUUAGAAAUUGAAAAAAAUUCAUUAAACAAAGAUUUGAAAGAAAAACGUUUUCAAGUGACAAAUGAAGCAAAAGAGGAGAAGAAAAAUUUACGUGUUUAA
Molecule: messenger RNA, 2418 nt
Organism: Didymodactylos carnosus
Lineage: Eukaryota; Metazoa; Rotifera; Eurotatoria; Philodinida; Philodinidae
Source: the annotation of a GenBank genome assembly